ACGGAAAAAAGAACCGCGAAUCGCCACGUUGUUCAUUCGGACCAGUCUUUAUUCGAGUUUAAUAAUUUCGCAUUAACGUGAUGCUCUUUACGCAGGAAUGAAGUAAUUCCUUUAUUAUUCCCUCAAAUUUUUCUCGGUUAAUUAAUUAAGCGCGUUGAAUACGCGGAGAGGCACAUUUUAUUUUGCAUUGCGUCAAGGAAGAAAAAAUAGUGAAAAUAGUGUGUCGAAAAAGUGAUCGACGAUAAUCGACAAUUUUACCAACAUAAACAUCUAUUGAAGGAAGAUUAAAACAAAGCGGAGUGUCAAACAAAUAUCUCGUUAUUUAAUAAUAAAUCUAUCGAAAUAAAUAUUUAAUGAGACAAUUACUUGUACAAGAUUAGAGAGACAAGCAGUUAAUGAGUUUUAGCUAAUGAAAUGAGAGAUUAUUAAUAAAACGGUAAAUGAAUUGCAGACAGCAGGAUGAGAUUAGAGACAACUGGAAUAAAAUGGUUAAUAAAUUGCAAUCAAUAGAAACUAAAGCGGACUGAAAAAUCGAUCGGGAAUGUGAUCGAAAGCUGCAAUAAAAGAAGAGUGUAAAAAGAGAUCGAUUGGGUGUCGUAUUGGUGUGACGUUUGAGAUGUCGAGGAGGUGCGAGAACACGUCCUACACUCCAGUUAAGGAUUCCGUUUUCGAGCUACGCACGCGGAUGGCCCGGAUGCUGUCUAUCGUCGAGAUUACCUCACAGAGGAAUAAUCCGAUGGCGCGUCAGGAUGGCAGAGAUGCCGCGGAUCAAAACUUCGAUUAUAUGUUUAAACUGCUGAUAAUCGGCAACUCGUCUGUUGGCAAGACUUCCUUCCUCUUUCGCUACGCAGACGAUUCUUUUACUUCAGCUUUUGUGUCAACCGUAGGGAUCGACUUUAAGGUGAAGACCGUCUUCAGACACGACAAAAGGGUCAAGUUACAAAUCUGGGACACGGCGGGUCAGGAAAGAUACAGAACGAUCACGACGGCCUACUACAGAGGCGCGAUGGGUUUCAUCUUAAUGUACGACAUCACAAACGAGGAGUCCUUUAAUUCAGUCCAAGAUUGGGUCACGCAAAUAAAGAACUACUCGUGGGACAACGCCCAAGUAAUUCUUGUGGGCAACAAGUGCGAUAUGGAAGAGGAAAACUUCGAAACUUCUGCCAAAGAGAACAUCAAUGUCAAGGCGGUGUUCGAGCAGCUGGUGGACAUAAUAUGCGACAAGAUGAGCGAAUCUCUGGACAAUGAUCCAACCCUGAUGGGGGCGGGCGGUAUGGGUCAGAACAAGGGCCAACGGCUCACCGAUCAGCCGACCAAUCCAGCGAACGCUAACUGUAAUUGCUAAAAAAAAUGCGACGACACGCAGAAGAAGGAGAAAAACCGAGAGAUCGUAUUUUGUGCGUGUGUCUGCGCGCAUGUGUGCACGUGUGUGUUACGUGUGUUAGAAAAAGGGAGAAAGAAGGAGAGAGAGAGAAAAAGAAAGAAAGGAGAAGAAAGUGUCGUGUGCGACGAUGGUGUGUUAACUUACUUCGUCGUUCCCCCUCGUUAUGUUAUUUAUUUUAAAAUUCGCCUUUCGUUCUCACCUGUUUUCUUUCACUCUUUCUCGGCGCGAGAUGAUAUAUAUGAAUAAUGUACGCUAUAAAUAUAUAUAUAUAUAUACAUAAUGAUUGUGAUCAUCGAGGUGGCAACCAAGUUAACCAACGACCGUCAAAUGAACGGUUGCGGUUCUCCUUUCGGUUCAUCCACUUGAGAGUCAAAGAUGAACUUGAUAUAAUUUCCGAAAGUUCCAAUUUCCAUGUUGCAGACACGCGAAAAUGCAUUUUCCAUUUUGUGAUUUCCAAUAGUCGCAUUUUAAUUAUCAGAAAUAAAUGUCAAUUGUAAUGAUCAUACAAAUUCACGCUCUCGAAGAUUAAUUGAAUUUAAUUGCUUUUUUGAAAGCCAAAAGAAGCACAAGAUCCAAUUAGUCGCGGUUAGCAUUAAUCGUUUGGAUAAAAAUGAUUUUUGGAGCAACAAAAUAAAAUUUUACAAAAAUAAU
Mycetomoellerius zeteki is the source of this 2035-nucleotide messenger RNA. It is a transcript of the gene Rab3, whose product is annotated as RAS oncogene family member Rab3. Lineage: Eukaryota; Metazoa; Arthropoda; Insecta; Hymenoptera; Formicidae. The transcript has 4 exons. The record is from RefSeq and is a predicted model, not a curated record. Bases 617 to 1345 code for a protein of 242 amino acids. Gene Ontology annotation, molecular function: GTPase activity; GTP binding.